This is a messenger RNA of Ostrea edulis (European flat oyster), 5104 nucleotides long. Its product is annotated as protein-serine O-palmitoleoyltransferase porcupine-like. Gene Ontology annotation, molecular function: Wnt-protein binding; palmitoleoyltransferase activity. The transcript is spliced from 13 exons. Gene Ontology annotation, cellular component: membrane; endoplasmic reticulum. Gene Ontology annotation, biological process: canonical Wnt signaling pathway; Wnt protein secretion; lipid modification. The record is from RefSeq and is a predicted model, not a curated record. Lineage: Eukaryota; Metazoa; Mollusca; Bivalvia; Ostreida; Ostreidae. Bases 170 to 1615 code for a protein of 481 amino acids.
CGAUAAUGCGGUAUCCUGUAUGAAUUUUGCCACAAUCACGGAGAUGCAUCAAAAACUGAGAAAGGUCUUGGUUUAGUGGCAUCAUUAAUGAAAUGUUGACAAUUGUCAAUGUAUGUUUCACCAGCAUUGAUUAGGUAACACUGUGAGUGCAUGACACAAACAACGGACAAUGGACUACGAGGAACCGUUCGACUAUUAUGACGAUGCCAACCUUUAUGAUGAGGAGGAUUUGGAAAAAAUGAUAGCUGCUUAUGAUGACCUUGAUUAUAAUGAUGAAAUGGAGUAUGCUCGAAUUUCGUUUUUUGAACUGGCAGAAAAUUGUUUGUACCCCACCUUACAACAAACAGUCCACAUGUUGGCUCCAUUGUAUGUGUUGUGUAUCACUACGAGACUGAUCUGUGUGGUAGGAUACUCAGGCACAGAGGAGUCUCUGAUACCCCGAUGGCUGAUCAACCUCUCCAUCAGUAUGGGUGGCCUGUUAGCACUCCACAUGUUUUUCGGAAACAACAUUAUUUACCUGCUCAUCUGUGCUGCGUCUGUGUACGUGAUUCUGCUGAUUACGGCGUGGAGGUUUCAGAACAUGGCUGGCCUUCUGGUGGCAGUGUUUACGUUCCUCUUCAUUGUGAUAUGUGAGUUAUUUGUGGUGGAAGAAAAGACCUGGCACAGUGUCAGAGGUGCACAGAUUAUGCUGUCAAUGAAAGUUAUAGGACUUGGUUUUGACAUUUCAUCUGGAGUUAUUUCCCUUCCAUCAUUCACAGAUUACAUGGCCUACAUCUUCUGUGCAGGAAAUGUCAUCUUUGGGCCAUGGAUAUCCUUUUUAGACUUCAAAAGUAUCUACUCCACAAAUAUAUCAAAAUGUCUUGCUGUAGAUUGGAUGACGAAGGUGAUGAAAUCCAGCUUCUUCUCUGUGCUCUGUCUUUCGUUCUCAACAUGUUUUGGAUCUUGGAUCAUACUGGAUAGCAAUUACAAAUGGAUACGUGCAUACAGAGAUGCUCAGUCCUUUAGAUUUAGUCAUUAUUUUGUGUGUUUUGUCUCAGAAACGACAGCAGCUCUUGCUGGUAUAAACCCCGGUGAGAUUGACUAUGGAGUGACUGUCACUAGACCAUUUUACAUUGAACUGCCGAGGUCUCUAGUGGAUGUUGUUACAAACUGGAAUUUACCCAUGCACAAUUGGUUGAAAAACUAUGUGUUCAAAAUUGCCCGUCCACACGGAACCUUUUUAGCCGUCAUUUUGACAUAUGUAGCUAGCAGUCUACUGCAUGGCCUUAAUUUUCAAUUGGCAGCAGUUCUUUUGUCACUGGGAUUUUAUUCCUAUGUGGAAAUGAUAUUUAGGAAGAAGUUGUCUCAGAUAUUCCAAGCAUGUCUGGAGGCCAGAUCCUGCCGAGAAAACUGCCCCCAUACUUACCAAUAUGAUCAUCCUUACGUGAGGAUCACCAACCUGUGCUUUGGAUGUCUGUCGGUCUUUCACUUAGCCUACCUAGGACUGAUGUUUGACAGCAGCGAGGAGGCGGAAAAGGGGUACAAUAUGUCUCACACACUACAGAAGUGGUCAGACCUAGACUUCCUCAGCCACUGGGUGAUCUUCGGGACUUACAUAUUCCACUUACUGGUGUGAUAAGGCUUAAUUAAUUUACAAUGGUAAUUAAAAACAGGCUGCAGUAUUUGUUUUUUGUAGGUGCUUUUCCUUCCCAUCAUAUUUUAAAUUAACUCUCAAUGUUUGUCAGUAUAUGGGUUGUAUCGCAAAUGUGUUUUGUAUAUAUAUUCUUGUACAUGUACAUGUUUUAGAAAACUACAACAUAGAUGUACAAAUUUCUUCUGAAUAAUUACAACAUGUGCAACAUUUAUGAAUGAAUACCUAUAGAUAGUAUAGUAUAAGAAUAUAUAGUUUUUUUUAAAGUGAUAGAUAGAUGCAUAAAGCUAGGAGAGAGAGAGAGUGAGAGAGAGAAAGAGAGAGAUCAUGCAUUGUAUGCUUGAUAAGCAAAAUAUUUGGAAUUCUUCAUUUCAUUGCUACAUUACAUAUAAGUUUACAAUAUCAUGAUUGUAAGGGAUAAAAAAAUAAAUUGGGAUUCUUCAUUUCAUUGUUACAUUACAUAUAAGUUUACAGUAUCAUGAUUGUAAGGGAUAAAAAAAUAAAUUAGUGUUGUAAUUUUCAGUUGAUCUGAUGUAAUGGUGUAACUGUUAUUGUUUGAAUUAGAGAAAUGUUUCAUAUUUCCAUAUUUCAUGAAUUUUAUUUGUAGAUCAUGUACAUUUACUAUAGCUAGAAUUUCACGAAGCAUUGUGAAUUCAAAGCAUUCCUUCUAAACCCAUAAAACUACAGGGUAUAGUGUGAAUGUUGAAAUUUAAAGUCACAGUCACCUUUAAAUUUCAACGUGCUAGCUUUAAUUUCAUGUCAUAUUUUUUAUGGCCUGUGUCAUUUGUAUGGUGUUUCAAACAGCAUAAUAUACUGAAGAUUUAUAUAUAUAUAUACAUCUAUAUUUACAAGAAAUAAUUACCUAUUUACAUGUAAUUAUACAAUGUGUUUUGAAUUUAUUCACUGUAAAAUCGGUAAAUUCUAGGGGCGGGUCUAAUUUCUGCUCUUUUUACGGUGCAGAGUUGUCCAUGAAUUUAGAUCUUCAACAUAGGAGGUAAAAAAAAUCUUCUGUUGUAAAGAGGGACAACUCUCUGACCAUGAACUUUGACCCUGCAAGUAUGCAAGUUUUUACAGAUCACGAAAUUUUGACCCAACGAAAAUAAGUGUUUCUACAUAACCUAUAGUUAUUAUUUUUCCUCUGCAUGAUAUGUGUAUACUACUGCCAAAAUGUUGAACAAGAGACAGUAUCAAAGCUCUGUAGUUAUACAACAGAGGCAGAUUGAUAUGUUGCAAACAAGAAUUACAUGUUGUUUGAAAUAUAUUAAAAUUGUUUACCAUAGUGUCAGCAGCUGGUUUCUGAACAAAAAGAGAAUUGUUUUUAUAUGAAUAUCACCUUGUGAUAUUGUCAUAUCUGUAUAUUUUGAUAGAUUAAUAUUUAAUAUGUGAUGUACACAGUGGCUUAAUGAUUGGAGGUUGUCAGCACAUGGACUUCUAGUCAAAUUAUAGUAUUGUAAGCUUACAUGUGUGUAUAAAAACGAGUUUUGUUGUGUGUAGUUUGCUUAGCCUGUGUGUAGUGCUGCUGAAUAUUACAACCUAAUGAUAUUGGUGUAAAAGUGUAAGGGGGUUCUGAUAAUGAUAUUUGGUGUAAAAUUAUAUGGGGGUUGGGGUGCAAGGAAACCAUACAGAUGUAGAAAUCUGGACGGCUCUGUGUACGUGUAUUUUGGAUACUGGUAAAUAUACACACACGCCAAUUUCAGAUUUUGACUGUGUAAAUAGAGUGAGAUCCAGCAAUACUGCUUAGUGGUGCUUAACUGUAAAAAUGUUCUCAUGUUACAGUAUAAUUUAAAGUUCAUCCUUUUUUAUAUGCAAUGUAUAUGUAUUUCCAGUCAGAGAAUGUUGGCUUACUUUUUGCAGUGUUUUGUUUUAAUCCUCAUCUUUAUGUCCCAAAUUGAAACAUAUUGUAAUGCCCCUGUAUAUAGGUUUUGGUCAGUCCAUCUGCAUAAACUUUAAGCUCUGCCAUAAGUUUUUAAUGAACGUCAAUUAGGCUAGACUUGUAUAUUUCUUGUGACAAGACCUUUCUUUUGCUACCAAAACUUUUGACCUUGUGACUAUGAUCUAGAUGUUUGACCUACUUUUGAAAAACUUGAAUCCUGGCCAUAACUUUAGAAUACCAGUUGUUUAAUAUAGUGAUAGGACUUUCACGUCCUUCAAUUGUGUGUUCCUUAAUAUAUGACAAGACUUCUUUAGGUAACAAAAUUCUGACCUCUUGACCUUGAUACAGAGUAUGACCUACUUUUGACAAACAUUGACCUUGGUCAUUUUCAACUUUGCUGCCAUACAGGGGCACCAGUGUUUCACAAAAUCUUGAUUUGAUCGGUGCUACUUCCGAAUCGUCCUUUGCCAGACAGCUACAGCAAAACCAGAGCUUAUUCAUGACAUGCACUCCCUGUUUAUAAAGUCCCUUUGAAUGAUACCAAGAAUAAUGAUCUUAUGACCUCGACAUGAUUUGAAUACCAAGGUCAAUUACCUCGAAUUGAAUUAAGAAAAAAUAGCUGUCAUUGGUGAAAGGUAUGUGUCGCAAUAAGUUUGUUUGUAACUCAAGACACUUAAAGACUUAUAACAUGACUAGUGGACUAAUAUUCUGUGAUCAUAACCUAAUGCUCAAUGGUACCGUACUUACAAACAUCAUGGCUGCCAGUCAACCUCGAAAAUUCAUUUCAAAUAGAAUAAGCUCUACUGACUUGUAAAUGAGUUUUAUGGUAAAUGAUAUUUAUGUAAAAGUGUAUACUGUUGACAAUUUCGAUAUGGAUAUGUCGUUUUCAUUGCAGAUUCCUGGAUAAAUAUUUUUUUCUUAUGCUUAUUUUCAUGUUCAUUUCAAUAUGUUAUAAAACACUAGGAAUGUUUCGGUCAUAAUUGUAAAUUAUCAAUUUGGCAGAAUAUAUCACUUUAAGGUGGCUCACUACACCUUGAAAGAGUUUAUUAAAUCAGCUCAAAAUUAUUUAAUCAUGAAAGACAUGAUGAAAUGUAAUAAGUACAUAUGUCAAAAAGGCAAAAAAUAUCCGAAACGGGGGAAAAAACAUGAUUUUUAAACUGGCGGAUUUAAACUCUGGAUGUGCAGGUCAGUAAUCCAAUAUCUUAUCCACUGAGCUGCAUAGAUAUACAAACAGAUUGAUUGAUACAUAUAAUUUCACGAAAACUUUUAAAUCGCCAUCUUGUGACGUACUGUCAUAAAAUGUGCAAGUCUUGAUGUAGUGAGCUACCUUAAUAUUGCAUCUGGGGUUUUUUACAUUUAUUUACUUAAAAUUGAGCUAUUCUCAAAAUAAAUGAGUUAUUUGGCAUACCCUUCUCAGUUCUACAGAAAUGGAAAAACAGAAAAUGUCAGUUUGGUGCAGACAAUAAAUUAUUGCUCUUGUUUCAGUGACAAAAGAACUGAACUGUAAAUUCUACUGAAUCAAGCUCACAUAAGACAUACAGAUGUUUGUUUGGAUCUCAGAUUUUAAUGAUACACAUGUAAUAAAUUAGUUUUCAGUCUGA